AUGGGAGCGCCGGGGGCGGGAGGGGCCGCUCCGCCCGCGGCCCCGCCGGCAGCGCCGCCCGGGCCGGCUGGGAGGGAGCGCCGGAGUGCGGCGGGCAUGGAGCGGGGCCGGGACGGGGAGGAGGAGCUGGAGGAGGAGGAUGAGGAGGAGGAUGGCGGCCCGGAGAGCGCUCUGGAGAAGAGCCCGUUCCAGCUGACUGCCGCGGAUGUCUACGACAUCUCCUCCGUGGUGGGCCGGGACCUGCUGCAGCUCCGCGCCGGGCCGCAGCUGCCCGCUGCCCGCGCCCGGCUGCAGUUCAGGAUCGUCAGGGUGCUGGAGAUGCUGGAGGCGCUGGUGAGCGAGAGCAGCGUGGCCGAGGAGCAGCUCCGGCGGGAGCGGGACAGCCUCCGGCGGGAGCUGGAGCAGCUGCGGGCGGCGGCCCACGGGAGCGCCCCGCAGCCCAGCCUUGGACCAGAUCAAAUGGUAAUAGACCUCACAGACCCCAACCGGCCCCGGUUCACAUUACAAGAGCUCCGAGAUGUAUUGCAGGAGAGGAACCAGCUGAAAGCUCAGCUUCUGGUGGUGCAAGAGGAGCUACAGUGCUAUAAAAGUGGGAUCAUCUCACAGAAAAGGGACCAAACUGAAGAACUGGAAAAAGAAGUCAGUGGCAGAAGUGGUGGCACCAGCAAGGACAGUGAAGAGAAGACAAUCAUCAAACGUCUGUUUUCUUUUAAACAUGGAAAAUGAGCAUCCUCAAGGACUUAACUGCUGCUGGUGAGAAUGGCACUGAUGAGCCUCAGAGGCGUUGGGAAAGACAAUGAUUGGAAGCAGCAGCAUCACUCCUGCUGUAGAGAAUGAGCAAUCUCAUUAACAUCAUGUUGUAUAAUAUUCUUUCAGAACAGAUUUUACUCUGCUUUUUCAGAAACUGUUUCAGAAACAAUUUUUGUAUUUCUUAC
Molecule: messenger RNA, 935 nt
Organism: Pseudopodoces humilis (Tibetan ground-tit)
Lineage: Eukaryota; Metazoa; Chordata; Aves; Passeriformes; Paridae
Gene: RILPL2
Product: Rab interacting lysosomal protein like 2
Biological process (GO): cilium assembly
Cellular component (GO): cytoplasm; ciliary basal body
Molecular function (GO): small GTPase binding; dynein light intermediate chain binding; protein dimerization activity
Source: RefSeq, a predicted model, not a curated record